CAUGGCUGUCCUGGAGGAUGGAAACCACACUGCAGUGACCGAGUUCAUUUUAUUGGGAUUAACAGAUGACCCAGUCCUCAGAGUCAUCCUCUUCACCAUCAUCCUGUGCAUCUACCUGGUGACUGUGUUUGGAAACCUCAGCACCAUCCUUCUCAUCAGAGUCUCUUCCCAGCUCCACCAACCCAUGUAUUUUUUUCUUAGCCACUUAGCUACUGUUGAUGUAGGCAUUUCAUCUACUGUCACACCCAGUAUGCUUGCCAACUUCCUGCUGGAGAGAAACACAAUCUCCUACACUGGAUGUGCCAUCCAGCUUGGCUCAGCUGCUUUUUUUGGAUCAACUGAGUCAUUUCUUCUGGCUGCCAUGGCUUAUGAUCGCUUCAUGGCAAUCUGUAACCCUCUGCUUUAUUCCACCAAAAUGUCCACACAAGUCUGUGUCCAGUUGCUUGUGGGAUCUUACAUAGGGGGUUUUCUUAAUGCUUCCUCUUUUACACUUUCCUUCUUUUCUUUUUUCUUCUGUGGACCAAAUAAAGUCAAUCACUUUUUCUGUGAUUUUACUCCUUUAGUUGAACUCUCCUGUUUUGAUAACAGUGUCCUCCUAAUUCUUGAUUCAUUUUCUGUUGACUCCAUCAUUGUGAUCACAGUAUUUAUCAUAGCCAUCUCCUACACCUACAUCCUCAUCACCAUCCUGAAGAUGCGCUCCACUGAGGGUCGACACAAGGCCUUCUCCACUUGCACCUCCCACCUCACAGCAGUCACUGUUUUCUAUGGAACUGUCACAUUUAUUUAUGUGAUGCCAAAGUCCAGCUACUCCACAGACCAAAACAAGGUUUUGUCUGUGUUUUACAUGAUAGUAAUCCCCAUGUUGAACCCCCUAAUCUACAGCCUUAGGAAUAAUGAGAUUAAGAAUGCUCUGAAGAGACAGCUUAGUAAAAAAACAUUUUCUUAG
This is a messenger RNA of Mus pahari (shrew mouse), 946 nucleotides long. Its product is annotated as olfactory receptor 507. Gene Ontology annotation, molecular function: olfactory receptor activity; G protein-coupled receptor activity; odorant binding. The coding region runs from base 2 to 946 and encodes 314 amino acids. The transcript has a single exon. Gene Ontology annotation, cellular component: membrane. Gene Ontology annotation, biological process: sensory perception of smell; G protein-coupled receptor signaling pathway. The record is from RefSeq and is a predicted model, not a curated record. Lineage: Eukaryota; Metazoa; Chordata; Mammalia; Rodentia; Muridae.